This is a messenger RNA of Raphanus sativus (radish), 2908 nucleotides long. RefSeq lists its product as uncharacterized. The record is from RefSeq and is a predicted model, not a curated record. Gene Ontology annotation, molecular function: zinc ion binding; nucleic acid binding. The coding region runs from base 1 to 1329 and encodes 442 amino acids. NCBI's taxonomy places the organism in Eukaryota, Viridiplantae, Streptophyta, Magnoliopsida, Brassicales, Brassicaceae. The transcript has 2 exons.
AUGCCGCCGCGUAGGAGAGUUGUUCGUAACCCGGCUGCCAGUGCUGCUCGAGAGGGUGGAGGUGAGCAUGUGCCACCACCGCUAGUGAUUCCACCGCCGGUGAUCCCACCGCCUCCACCGCCGGCGUUUCCACUGAUCGAUCAGGCUGCUAUUAUGCAGAUGGUACAGCAGGCUGCUCAGGGGGUAGUUCAGCAGGCUGCUCAGGAGGCUGCCAGGAUAGCUGCACAGGAGGUUGCCAGACAGUUGGCUGCAGCUCAGCAGGGACAGGCCCAUCGGGUGCCGCAUGGUCCGCAGAUUCAGGUGCAGCAGAGACCGCAGAUUCAUGUCCAGCAGGGUGCCCCGGUUCAGGUUCAGGGUAACCCGCAAGUUCCACCACCGCAGGGAGAGCAGCAUGGAGUUGAUGAGGACCUCAUGAGAGUGAUGAGGCGAAUGAAGCACGUGGACUUGGAGAAAUUUAGAGGGACAGUGAAUGCUACCGAAGCUUACCAGUGGAAGUACAGAUUGACCAAGUGUUUGAGGACUAUCAAGUGUCCACUUCACAUUUGCCUUAAUAUUACAGAGUUAUAUCUGCGUGGGGAUGCAGCAGUUUGGUGGGAGGGAGUGUGUUCGAUGCGCGAGGAGGAGGAUUAUCCGACAUAUGCUGAAUUCCUCGUUGCGUUCGACAAGAAAUACUUUCCCAAGGAGGCCUUACACCAGAAGAGGAAUGAGUUCCAGCAUUUGAUCCAGGGUGGCAAGACCGUCAGGCAGUAUGAGCAUGAGUUCAGAGAGCUUCGCAUGUUUGCUGGUACCCAUUUCGAUGAUGAGGACUUGAUGAGGAUGUUCCUAAAUGGGAUGAGAGUGGAUCUCCGCGGCAGAUGCAGUAUGGCUAAUUACACCAGCUUGGAGGAUAUGGUAGAGAAGGCUGUUGUGCAGGAGACGUGUCUUGUUGAGGAGCAGAAACAAUCCAAAGCAGCUCAAUCAAAGUUCGAGAAGACUUCUGAGUCACAGAAGAGGACAUGGGAUCAUACUGGGGCGCCCAAUUGUGGGCGUUGUCGUCGCCCUCAUUUCGGAGAGUGUUUCCACUGCUAUAGUUGUGGGCAGUAUGGUCAUGUUCAAAGGAACUGUCGAAAUAGGCCAUUAGGUGCCCAGGAUGCAGCACCAGCAGCUGCAGUAGUCGCACCAGGAGCUUGCUACACUUGUGGCCAGCUUGGUCAUAUCUCCAGGUCUUGCCCGACUAAGGGGCCUGCGGCCAAGCGUCAGGCCAUCGCUCCACGUGUGUAUGCUUUGGGAGAAGCCGAUGGAGCUGAGCGGAUAGGAGGUACAUAUCUUUAUCAUACUCGUUUGAUUUGAGUAUUCUUGUUUUUGUGGUUAUCAUGUAUAGGUAGAAAAAAAAAACGUGUCUAAUUAGAUCGGUUACUGUUGAGUGUGAGAGCUUUCAUCGUAUUAGAUGUGGGAGGUUCGCAUAGUUCGGAGUGUAUGCAACUGGCCAAGAAUCUUUUCUAGCAGAGUUAAGUCAAGUUGAAGACAUGUUAUUUCUUUUCUCGGCUCAGAAUUUGAAUUCGAGGACGAAUUCUUCUUAAGUGGGGGAGAAUUGUAACAACCCUGAUCCAUGGCAGUGGCCCAUUUGUUUUUUUUAAUUAAAACCCAAAACCCUUUCUAUUCUUUUUGUCCCACAUUGGAAGUUUGAGCAUCCUACCUCUCUUUCCUUCUCCUAUAUAAGAGACUCCUUCUCUUCUCCUUUUUUUCCAUCAAGUCAAAGUAUUCUUUGCGCGUGACAAGUUGUUGAAUUAUUCAACGAUCAGUCACUAGUGAAUUUUUCUGGUGGGAUUCCCGGGUAAGCUUUCGGCGAGAUUUCCGAUCGAGUUUCCAGCGGUUUUUCUGUUGAUCUCAGUUGACCAUCUUCCGUUGUUCUUUCCGGCCAGUUGCUAAGGUGAGGGUCUACUCCAUAAAUUCCGUACCAGUGUAGAAUUCCUUCUAUGAUAGGUUUAGACUUCGAAACAUGAAAUGUGUCUGCUUGAGUCCUUGCUUGGUAGUUAGUUUAUUUAUUGCAAAUCGGAAUUAGGGGUCUAGAGGAUUCAACCAUUGAUUGGAUUGUGUGAUGAUGAGAUAUGAGAUAUAUAUAUAUAUGUAUAUACAUAGUUAUAGUAGGGACUAUGUGCGAGGGCGGGGGUUCAGGGAUGCCUGGACUAGCGACGCCACUGUGGAGGGGCGGGGGCUCAGAGACGUCUGGGCUAGCGACGCAAUUUGUGUGGUGCGUGGUGCAGAGACGUUUGCAUCUGACGCAGCGAUCGAGGGCGGGGGUACAGAGACAGACUGUACUAGCAACGCCACGUAUGUAUAUCCAUAUGCGGAGAUGCGGGGUGUGUGGUAUAUCUAUGCACUAUCAGCGCAGUGUUUGUUGUGUGUGAUGCUUUAGGCGUCUUGCUUGUUCAUGUUAGAGCUAAACUUCCAUAGCGGGAGUUCUAUUUACUUAAGUCAGUGGUUUGUGGAUUAGCAUCCCAUACCUCACUGAGUGACUCCCCUGUUACUCACCCUCUUUUUCCCCCUUUCAGGUGAGGUAGCCGAGCAUGAGUGAUUGCUUUCGGAUUGGUGCUUUGGGAGUUUUAUUCUUAUUUUCAGACUUCGGUUUUAUGCUUUUAUCGAUAUUUUCCGGGAUUUAUUUUAUUUAUGCUAUUAUUGGAUUAUGGUGUUGAGUUCGACUUUUGGGAAGUAAUAAAUGGAGACUUUUAUGAGAUUAUUAUUUAUUAUAUUAUUUUAGAAAAUCGGGGUAUUACAAUUUGGUAUCAGAGCUGGUUAGCCGUCUCAGUUCUGACCUGAGAGGCGUCUUGAGACCUGUCGUGGAGCGCAACGAGGGCGUUGCGUUCUUUGAGAGGGGGUGAAUUGUAACAUCCCGAGUUGUGAUAUGUGAAAAGGCUUAAGAGAAUUGAUU